AAUCGGUCUCAUCGUGCUCUAUUAGUGAAUAAUGUUGGUGACAGCAGCUAACGAUCUGAAGGUAAGCCACUGGCCCUAUAUUGACCAGUUGGAUGCCUUCAACAUGAAAGGCGACGAGAUUAUCAGCGUCUCGUGGAGUAAAAACAACGCGUUUAUGAUUUACCUUGAGCGCAACGGUCGGCCCCAAAUUCUGAGCCUCAAGGACCGCAGGAACAUCAAGGUGAUCCAUGUGGUCACAGCAAUCGACCAUGCCUCCACGGUGUUGUUUUCUCGCAGCCGCAAUGGAACUGUUGCCAUCGGCACUACACAGGGGACCGUUGCGUUGUACGAUACACAUUCAAAAACGAUAAUGCAGUUGUACGAUGUACCUGGACCUGUAUUCGGGGUAGACUUUAAUUGCUACGAUAAGUACCUAGGGGUGACGUGCCAGGCGGGCCAGGUGGUCAUCAUGGACCUGGCCACGCACAAACCGAUUUUUAACGCGGACAUUCAGGAGCCCUCUUCGGGUAUACGCUUUCAUCCGUUCUAUGCGGAUAAUUUUGGUAUAUGCACCGGAAAUGGGAAGUUUAUCUACAUGGAUUUGAACCAAAACGAACCCAUUUGGGCAGUUACGGUGGCUUUGAAAGCGUUGAACGGAUUUGCGUUCUAUCCCAAGGAGGACAUCCAACAAGUGGUUACUGUUGACGAGGAGUACAAAGUGAGCACCUACGAAACACUCACAGGCAGAUGUCUAUUUCGAUGUUGUCUGCAACAGCCGCUGACAGCGAUAGAUUAUUCCCAGGACGGAAAGUUUUACGGUGUUGCGAUGGCGAAUGGCAGCGUUUGCCUGUUUGACACGGGAAAUCCUCGAACACCGGCGACAAUCUUAGAUAUACACGAAAACCGGAGGAUUCAUUGCCUACGCUUCUCAAAUAUGUUGUGCACUCAAGCUGAGGCCACAACAUGUCCCACUGGUAGUCAACUCUCUUGCGACUCUCGAGGCACCACCACUUUGCGACCAUUUACGGUGAACGGCACUGAACUCUCUCCGGAAACGAUUCGAUCGCUAUUGAGUCAAGAUUCGGUUGCCCUGCUUUUGCAAAAUGUGAAAGAUGAUAUAGAUAUCCACGUUAAGAAAUAUGUUAUGUAUUUUAAGUCACACGUCAAGAACCAACUAAAUGCUUUCGACGAUUUCAUACGCCGGGAGUUUCAGAAAAUUGAGGAGCAGGUUCAGGAAAAAUGGGAAGUGCUGAAGUUAAUGAAUCUGUCUGCGAAUACCGAUCGAAUGCUAACAGAUGGUGCAGAUUCAGAUGAUAUCGACGAAGAUCUGCAGGAGGACGACCCGACCACUAGGGGUACCCAUGACGAUAUUGUGAUUCUUGAAUAAUCUUUCGCCCCAUAAAAAUUUGUAUUGUAUUGUAAAAAACAACUUGCACUCGUAAACGUUUGUGUUCAAUGUCUAACUUUGGUUUUUGGUGCGAUAAUUCUGUGUGGAAUCUUGCCUAUUUUAUCUAAUUACAGCCCUUCGGAAAUUCUACCAUUAGGAAUGACUAUGUAGUUGUGUUAAAUUGUAAGUAUUGCAAUUUUGUAAUUAACUGGUCGGAAACCGAUGCAAAUGCCAUUUUUGUGUUUCGAGACACUAAUUUUGCUUGUUUUAGGGGCGUUGCAACUGAACCCGACUUCGUAGAGUGACAGUUCUUGUAUUAGAUUGGGCGUUGCAACUGAACCCGACUUCGUAGAGUGACAGUUCUUGUAUCAGAUUGGAUUUUCGACGUGAGCCCGAUAUCGUAGAAGAACCAUUCUUGCAUCAGAUUGGAUUUUCGACGUGAGCCCGAUAUCGUAGAAGAACCAUUCUUGCAUCAGAUUGAAUUUUGCACCUGAGUCUGACAUCGUAGAAGGACCAUUCUUGCAUCAGAUUGGAUUUUGCACCUGAGUCUGACAUCGUAGAAGGACCAUUUAUGCAUCAGAUUGGAUUUUGCACCUGAGCCUGAUAUUAUAGAAGGACCAUUUAUGCAUCAGAUUGGAUUUUGCACCUGAGUCUGACAUCGUAGAAGCACCAUUCUUGUAUCAGAUUGGAUUUUGCACCUGAGUCUGACAUCGUAGAAGGACCAUUCUUGCAUCAGAUUGGAUUUUGCAAUUGAGUCUGACAUCGUAGAAGGACCAUUCUUGCAUCAGAUUGAUUUUGCACCUGAGUCUGACAUCGUAGAAGCACCAUUCUUGCAUCAGAUUGGAUUUUGCACCUGAGUCUGACAUCGUAGAAGAACCAUUCUUGCAUCAGAUUGUUAUUAUUAAAUUUCAUUAUCUUUAAUAACUUUUGUGAUUAUUACACAAAUUGACUCCCAUAAUUUAUGCUUGUGUGUUUUCUUUAAUAAAGAAUAUUUUUAAGUUUUUCUAAUUAAAA
Dalotia coriaria is the source of this 2380-nucleotide messenger RNA. RefSeq lists its product as uncharacterized. Gene Ontology annotation, cellular component: spindle pole; pericentriolar material; ciliary basal body. The coding region runs from base 32 to 1366 and encodes 444 amino acids. Gene Ontology annotation, molecular function: gamma-tubulin binding. Gene Ontology annotation, biological process: mitotic cell cycle; microtubule nucleation. NCBI's taxonomy places the organism in Eukaryota, Metazoa, Arthropoda, Insecta, Coleoptera, Staphylinidae. The transcript is spliced from 12 exons. The record is from RefSeq and is a predicted model, not a curated record.